UCUGUUUACACGAGAAUAGCGCUCUGUGGAGGGCGCGUGCGCUGGCGAUGAGGGCAAGACAGUCGGAAGACAAGUGUACGGACAGGCGCUCUCUUUGUUCAAUUGAGCGCCUAUGCGUUUGUGGCCCGCGGAAAUGGCGGCGCGGGUUGCCGGCACGCGCCUCGGACCCUUAAGCGCUGGAUGCAGGUCCAGCAGAUCUGUGGGUCGCACAAUGGUAGGGGAUGCAUCAUGGACGACAUGUGGAAUUGUAUACGGUCGCGCACGUUUUUUCCGUUGCCAGGAAGCGAAUCGCGAGACAGCGAAGAUACCUCUGUCAGGGAUCCACGGAUGUCUGACCGGGGGCGAGUGGAUCCCUUCAUCACUCGCUGCGAAGGCACUGGAUUUCAAGACGAGCGCAUCGUGGGCAGCCAAUUCAAGUCAACACCGGGUCUUCGCCUACGUAUACAUUCAAAGCAUCAAUUUGCUUGCAUUGUCCAAGAUCGGCUCUCAAUCCCCGCGCAUCCACAAUCCCUCCAUCGUCAAUCCGCCGUACCUCCUGCCACCAGCACAACCCGACACUCCACCAUACGGCCAUCGAUUCGCGAGCCCAGGCGUCGGUUCUGAGCAUCUAGCCUUACGCUACCGUCAGCGAGUCAUCGUGCGCGUAACUGGGCACGACGUACCUCAGCUGGCUUUUGUGGUUUCCCAGGUCCACCUUGGGAGGGGCGUCGACGUCUCCAGGGGCUCCCAAUCAUCAGGAGAGGGCAGGAGCGUAUCCAAGAAUACUGGGCCCAUGGAUAUGAACGUCGCCUGGGGCGACCAGCACGGCCCUUCAUCCUGGGCUUGCGGGACAUUUCUGGGUGACAGGGCCGACACGUACCCCGCUUGUGCAUGGUGGUGGCCACCAGUGAUCGUCUUGUCCUGUGCCCAACGGAUCAAUUCUUAUCACCAAUGUCGGCAUUAGAAGUACUGACUAGCGUCGAGGGCUGGUGCCCUGGCUUGAAUGAACUCCCCGUCAACACGGCUGCCCGCGCCGAUAGCCUAGGGGGCCACGUCGUAUACUAUAUCUCAGACUCCAAUACAUAUCAAGGCGAACCUGCCCUUCGUGCAACUCCCAGUCUUGUCCCAGGAUCGCGGCGAAAUCGGUGUCUGCCUCUCUCUCGGGCGUCGGCGCAGCUAUGGGGAUCGCAGCCCUUCGAUGUUGGAUGGCAGGCUUGCGGUACUUGACGACCGCCGCGUACUAGGUACGUCGUCGCGAUUCAACAAUCGCCUCUCCCAGAAGCCAAAGGGUAGACACUCACGCUCGGUUUGCUUGUCUGCAUGAUG
This is a messenger RNA of Rhodofomes roseus, 1305 nucleotides long. RefSeq lists its product as uncharacterized. The coding region runs from base 113 to 943 and encodes 276 amino acids. The transcript has 2 exons. The record is from RefSeq and is a predicted model, not a curated record. NCBI's taxonomy places the organism in Eukaryota, Fungi, Basidiomycota, Agaricomycetes, Polyporales, Fomitopsidaceae.